Molecule: messenger RNA, 1854 nt
Organism: Neospora caninum
Lineage: Eukaryota; Apicomplexa; Conoidasida; Eucoccidiorida; Sarcocystidae
Exons: 7
Coding region: 1-1854 (617 amino acids)
Source: RefSeq, a predicted model, not a curated record
AUGCCCAACGAGUGGGCGGGCUCCGCCGCCGUGACGAUUCGCCUUUUUAGCGCCUUUUCGGCUCUCUUCUCAGCCGAAGUGACCAAGAUGGGAGCAGAACUCGACGACUUCUUCGGCGUGAUGGACGCCAUGCUACUCGACUAUGGCGCCGAGCUCACCGCCCCGAGGCUCAGUUUGGAGUUCAACAUUGGCGCAGCCCUGGCCUCGAAGCUCCUGCGGCUGUACAUCCGCGACAAAGUGAAGCAGAGGAAAGCAGCUGCAUCGGAGAAACGCGUGCGGCUGUUGCUGAAAUUCGCCGCCGCCCUCGGCGACCGUCCUGCGAAGAAGGGAUCGGCGUCUGCAGUGCUGUGUGACCUCGCUGACGAGCCUUUCUCGGCCAAGUGCCCUCCGGAGCCGUGGUGUCUGUACAGCGUCGUGCGUCUUCCGCCUGCCUCCGCCGACGGCUUGCCUCCGCCCUCCUCGACACACGCCCAGUGGCAGGAAGAAGUUCGCAGUCUCCUUCCUCACUUCGCGUGUGGUUCCGCGGCGGCCAGCUCCGGUUCAGAGGCUGUCUCCUCGGUGGAUCCUUCAACUGAGCAGGCGGCGCUGUACAUCCCCCCUUUUGCGGCGAUUCGGCAGUCGCGCCUGGUGGGCCGCAAGCAUCGCUGUUCAGGUGUGCCCAGCCCCGCUGGGGUCUCCGCGCCUGUACCGGCUCGUCAGCCACAGACUCCGAGCGCGGCGCCUUCAAGCAGCAAAACGCUCUCUUCUCUGAAGGCAGCUGGAAAUCCUUCCGUCUCUCCUGCGCCAGUGCUUGGCGGAGCGGCGGAGAAAGGAACCCCCGAGGCUGCGAGCAAACGCAAGAGCCGAGAAGAGCCAGUCGAGCCGUUCCAGGCCCCGAAAGCCUCCGCGGCGCAGUCGGCAGGGGACAGACCAACGGGAGAGCGCGAGAACAAGGCAGCGAGAGAGCAUGGCGGCAAGAAGACGCAGUCACCCAACAGUCUGCUUGCGCGAUUCGGAUUCGGCACCCACCAGAAGAAGACGCAGUCGGAGACGCCGUCUCCGCGCGCGGAGACCUCGGCUGGCGAGCUCGCGGCAGCGACGAAGACUGAGCAGAGACGGGAAACGGGAGAGAGCGCGACUGGCGAGGCGCGAGAGGAGGAAAUGGACGCGCGCUCGUGGGAUAGACAGAGAAAGAGACCUUUGGAUGAGGGCGAAGGCCCGGAGACACGGGCGGCGGCGAGGGCGGAGGACGAGAACUACCGAGCGCGGCCGGCGAAGAAGGCGAAGCAGGUGUCAGAUGAAGAGGGACGCAUGCAGCGGGGGACGCAGUCUGAGGACGGAGUAAAGGCCUGCGACGCCUCGGCCGGAGGUCUGUUUGCCGACGGAGAAGGGGAAGAAGACAGGGAGAGAGAAUACAGUCCUGCAGGCGAUGCGCAGCCGGAGGACGAGAGCAACUCGGAAGGCGCCCAGCGAGGCGGGGUCCUAGGGUGGGGUGGCCACGGAGAGGAAGAGAGGGCGAAUUUUCGGGGACGAGGAAACAAGGCGGCGAAGCCUCUUGGCGUCCAGAUGGAAUGUGAAGAAAAGACCAUCGUCCUCAAAGAGAAGGCGGUGGAAACGCGAACAUAUCGCGAGGGAGACUACCUCGUGCUGCAGGACGAGGACGUGGUGAAGGACAAGGAAGUCACUGUACGUACACUGCGGCCGAGCAGCGCGCCCCGAGAGUCGGGGGGAGUCUCCUCCGGCUCGUCGAGAGCUUCGAGAGGGGCAUCGGGGAGCGAGGCGAGCGAUUCUUCCAAGACAGGAAAGCGCGGCUUCGGCGCGGGCGGGCCGAAGAAGAAACAAGGAAGCCUCAUGGCGUUUUUCCAAAGGAAGUAG